AUGACAAGUGCAUACACACUCACAGAUUACAGGGCUCAAGGGCAGACAAUUAAGUAUGUGAUGAUUGAUCUAGCACCACCACCAGCAGGUGGGCUAAUUCCAUUCAAUGCCUAUGUGGCAUUAUCACAGAGCUCAGGAAGGAACAUGAUAUGGCUUUUGUGA
This is a messenger RNA of Cantharellus anzutake, 162 nucleotides long. RefSeq lists its product as uncharacterized. The record is from RefSeq and is a predicted model, not a curated record. The transcript has a single exon. NCBI's taxonomy places the organism in Eukaryota, Fungi, Basidiomycota, Agaricomycetes, Cantharellales, Hydnaceae. The coding region runs from base 1 to 162 and encodes 53 amino acids.